Messenger RNA from Acyrthosiphon pisum (pea aphid), 1539 nucleotides. RefSeq lists its product as uncharacterized. Lineage: Eukaryota; Metazoa; Arthropoda; Insecta; Hemiptera; Aphididae. The record is from RefSeq and is a predicted model, not a curated record. Bases 1 to 1539 code for a protein of 512 amino acids. The transcript has 2 exons.
AUGUCAGGAGAAGGGAAUGAACGGCAACGUUUAUCGGGUGCACAAUAUAAAAAAAAACGAAUUGAACGAGAAGUAGAUUCUGCUAAGCAACGGGUUAGUCUUCUUCAAUUUUUAAAACCAAAUCAACAGAUCGAACAUAAUUUGUCUGAAAAUAACUUACCGCUUCAUCCUGAAAAUAUUAGUAAUAACAAUACGAUUUGUGAGAAAAUAAUUGAUAAUGAUAUCUCAAAAAGUCAUAUCAAUAGUGAGCGUCAAUUAAAUAAUGUUGAAGAUCCUGAAAUUAUUAAUAAUACCAACACGAUUUGUGAGGAAAUAAUUGAUAAUGAUAUCUCAAAAAGUCAUAUCAAUAGUGAGCGUCAAUUAAAUAAUGUUGAAGAUCCUGAAAUUAUUAAUAAUACCAACACGAUUUGUGAGGAAAUCAUUGAUAAAAAUAUCUCAAAUAAUGUUCAAGAUGAUAUUAAUAUCAUCUCUGAUGAUAGUGCUGAUCUUGAAUUUUUCGAGGAUCCAUCAAAAUGGCCUGAUCCAUUGAAUGAUGGACAUAGGUUAAUAUUAGUAAGAAAAUUUAAUAAUCCAGUUCAGAUUAUUUUAACUCCGUAUCCUAUAAAUGAAGACGGUAGAUCAUUUUCUAGAAAAUACUUUUAUCGAAGUCUAUCAAAUGGUGAAAACAUACAGCGUACUUGGCUUAUAUAUUCAAAAGCUAUUGAUUCAGUAUUUUGUUUCUGUUGUAAAUUGUUUAAAUCUGGUACUUUUUCUCUUGCUUCACAUGGUAACCGAGAUUGGAAAAAUAUAGGAAAUAUUCUAAAAAAUCACGAAAAUUCACCUAAUCAUAAAAAUGCAUUACUAAAUUGGAAAGAAUUAGAAAUAAGGGUGAAAAUGGGAAAAACUAUAGAUGAUGUUAACCAGGUGAUUAUUAGAGCGGAAACUGAACACUGGAAAGCUGUUAUUAAUCGUAUAAUAUCACUUAUUAAAAUUAUGGCUGGACAAAAUUUACCUCUAAGAGGCGAUUCUGAUAAACUCAAUACACCUCAUAAUGGUAAUUUUUUAAAAAUGAUUGAGUUUUUGGGGUUAUAUGAUCCCGUUAUGAAAGAGCACAUAAGAAGGAUAACUUCUGAAAAAAUUCACUCCCACUAUCUCGGUAAAAAUAUUCAGAAUGAAAUUAUUCAAUUACUAUCCAAAAAAAUUAAUUUACAAAUCAUAUCUGCUUUUAAAAAUGCCAAAUAUUAUUCAAUAAUAUUAGAUUGUACUCCUGACAUAAGUCACAAAGAACAAAUGACUAUGAUAUUUAGAUUUGUUACAACUACAGAAGGUAUCAAUAACAAUGAAAAACAUACAAAUGUUUCCGUGAAUGAACAUUUCAUAGAUUUUAUCGAAUUACAUUCCACAACUGGGUUAAACAUGACAAAUGUCCUUAUUCAAAAACUGAAAGACUUAGAUAUACCUAUCGAUGACAUGAGAGGCCAAGGGUACGACAAUGGUUCAAAUAUGCGUGGUCAAAAUAGUGGUGUUCAAGCUAGAAUGCUGUUAAAUUUUUUGGUUUAA